AUGGAUGAUGGACCUGUGUUUCCCUUCAGUGACUCAAUACAUUUUUCUAAUGACGCUGGUCCCCAUCGUCUCACCAGCUCCCAGAAAAGGGCUAAUCAAUGGCGCCGAUGGUCUGAAGAUGUAAUUCCGCGCAUGAUAGUGCCCUAUCUAUCACACAUUCAAGAGACUGUAUCGCUACAUCAUGCCAACAUGCCAGCAAUACGUCAUCGGACUGAUGGAGAGUGCAGAACUGGGUGCAGAACUCCUUUCGAGGAAAUCACCAUCAUCGCCUGCCCUUGUUCGCCUGCCCUGCUUCAGCUUCUUCGUUGCGGGUUUUUUCCAUGUGCGCCCGUGGCACCCUCCCUGGCAGUCGACUUACGACUUCUCGAGUUCGUCCACCUUCUUUUUCUUCGUCAGUCCCCCAACCAAAUGACAUGGUGUGAUGCACUGGAGACCUUUCUGGAUGGAAUGAAAUAUAAGUUGAGGCUGAAGAAUAGCUUACAGCGUCGCUUCAGCAAUGUGUUCCACUGGUACCAGGUCUUGACUGUAUUGGCUCAGGACCACAUUUCUACACUCGUCGUUGGUUCCCGGAAAGAUGGUGCUCCUGUGGACCAACCUAGUGAUUAUCUCCGCUCGUGGUGCCCACUCUGUUUUGGAGGGAACAAUUGGCGAAACGGAACAAGAGAUUCUCUUCCUAUGCCAGAUGUUAUCGUUUGCAUUGACACGUGCUUUACACAGAAACGCUCUGCAAAUCCUCGCGGUGCUACUGGCAGUGAUCCUCCUAACCCGACACCAUCCUUCUUUCUACCGACGGAUGAUGUAAAAGCAAUGGAAGAUUUUGUUGAAAGGUGUCGUGGAGACAGACAGCAAGCAAGGACCUCGAGGGUUGAACCUGAUGAAGAUAGCUAUGAGGAGGGCAUGCACAUACCAGUAUCUGUCUUGAACGGAUGUGGCGACUCCUUCAUUGCUGCAGACGAAAAGCGGGAGAAGGCAAGUACUCGUUUCUUUACUGAUACUGGCCUCAUGGCACUGGUUUGUAGACAUGACCGUGUCCUAUGGAUUGCGAACCUGAUGUCUGCAGGAGAAAAGCAACAUUAUGCGCUUGCUCUCUUGGACCGGUUGUUCAAACAUAUACCUACUCAGAUGACCAUCGGGCUUUUGUACAACAUCGGAUGCCAGCUCGAACAGAGCUGUCGCAAGUGGAAUUUCUUGGAUGAUUCUACUCUAUCUCGCAUCACAUUUGCUGUUGCUGUGUUCCAUGCGUAUGGUCACCAGUGGCCGUGUCAGAUCGUCUACCACCCUAGGAAGCGAGAGGGAUUCGGCUUUUUCCUCAAGCCUCUCAUCCCUUCCCUGCGUGUUUCAGGGUCUAAUCAGCAACUAUUCGUCCUCAAUACUCAAAUUCGCCACUUAGACUCGAAAUCAUUGCAAGGAUUUGGACACUGGCUCCAUCGGUGUUGGAUCCACUGUCAAUCAAAGAAGAAUGAUGCGCUGGACCGUUUACAUGAGUUGGAGUUGGACGAGAAUAUGCUCCGUGUAGAGUGGAAGGCCCAGGUUGAUCACCAGACUGCGACCCACACCGCGUAUGCAGCAGAGGUGAUCACCAUUAUCCUAGCACUAGAGAAGACACUACAAACUCAGGAGGCCUCCAUACGUGAACUCGAGAUGCAACUCCAUGCUGUCCAGUUCAAUCUGCAGCUUGUAGAUGCUCGGUCCCGGUAUAAAAAAACCGCUGACACUCUCCGACGUCGUCGAGCGGCACUUGGAACAGAAGACAAAGUCAACCUGGAGAAGAUGAAGAAGGAUAUAUACCUUACACCUGGCAUCCUCAAAUUAAUCACUACCUACAACUGCGGCGAAGCACCUCCUUAUGCUGUUCCCCCUCAUAUCAUCCCGCGUGAUGGCAUCUUUCAGCUCGACGUUGAUGACGACAUCUGGCAAGAUGUUGGGCUGGAUGACGACACUCUGCACCCUCCAGCGUGGCUAUCGGAUGACAAGGUCAGGAAUGGUAUCCGGUUGCAACUUGAAGUUGACCGGUGCAAUGAGGAGGAGGCUCGACUGAUGCGGGAGAGGGCCGUCCUUCAAGAAUGGAUGUUAGCGGAGUGGGACAGUGCGUCAGUGUGCAAAUUCGCAGAUCCAGUGAUGUCUUUCCACCUUGGGUCUCGCGCAGAUGAACUUGUCAACAUCUGCGUCAUCUGGAGGAAAAAGGUUCAGUGUAUUCCGUGCGCGUGGCCUAUGACUGCGAGUUGGGGACCCUCAGACGAGGCUUUGGUUCAAGCCGCUUUUAGUCAGGCACGAUCGUCGUUUCGGGAUGAGGAUGAUGACGACGAGAGUUUGGAAGGAGAUAGGAGAGGGUGA
Messenger RNA from Suillus discolor, 2334 nucleotides. RefSeq lists its product as uncharacterized. NCBI's taxonomy places the organism in Eukaryota, Fungi, Basidiomycota, Agaricomycetes, Boletales, Suillaceae. Bases 1 to 2334 code for a protein of 777 amino acids. The record is from RefSeq and is a predicted model, not a curated record. The transcript is spliced from 12 exons.